Trichobilharzia regenti is the source of this 4029-nucleotide messenger RNA. The record is from the annotation of a GenBank genome assembly. Lineage: Eukaryota; Metazoa; Platyhelminthes; Trematoda; Strigeidida; Schistosomatidae.
AUGCGUGAUGUUUUAAGCGCAUUAACUUCGUUGGAGAACCAGUCGUCGAAUGUGUACGAACGGAAUAUCAUUGAAUUCAUUGAAUUGGUGUACAUUCUUUUAAAACGAAAAUUUCGAUCUUCUGGCGUUUUUUGGAGAUAUGUGAGUCGUCUCAGGAACUUUUUGCUGUGUAACAUUAAAGACUGUCAAUUCACUGGUGAUCAAAAAUGUGUUUUGAAAUGUUCUUGGUGUUGUGAACUAUUUUCUGACUAUUCCGUAUUACUUUCAUUAUACAAAAAAUACUUUAUCUUGGUAUGCUUGGAAGUAGCUGCUAAACUUGGUAGUUCUAAAGCUGUUGGUAAUAAUCGACCUUCCUGUCACUUGUGUGACUUGCACCUCGCCUACACCUCUCUUCAUCAUUUCUGUCUAGUUUUGCGCGAUGGGCCUCAUGACCACAGAUUUCCUCAUUCUGUGUACGGCUUUAUUGAAAAGCCUAACUGUAAAUCAUGUACGCAUAUUUUGAAAAGAAAAGUCAUCCCAUUAUUUUGGGGUAAAGGAAAAAAUCCAAGUGGUCUCUGUGAUGACCAUGUAUCGUCACAUGAAGAAAAACGAUUUAGAGUUUUUAAAAAGAAUCAUAGUACUUUGUCACACCUGAGGAAAUGGAUUAGAAGGUCUGAAAGCAGCAGUGACUCUUGUGAUUCGUAUUCAUUGAAAGGUGAAAAUAAGCCUGUGAAAGAUAAUCCAUUGGAUUGUCUCAAGGCUGAGUCUAUUCCACAUCAACGUCUAUCACCUCUAAAUGAUUCAAAGUGUAUUGACGUCAAUUUAUUACACUCUUAUAUAGACAAGCAUUUAACUACUGAAUUACCUCAGCCGUGUUUGUAUCCACAUGUAUUGGUUAUUUUAUGUAAAUAUAUUAAUGCUAUUCAAUUCAUCAUACAUAUGGAUGAAAGUUAUUCAGUUCAUUAUGGUGAUGCCUUAGCACAUUUUAAUAUUAACAUUCUUGAAGAACUGCAAAAUGUAACUAAAUCGGUUUAUGAAAUGUUUAUCAGUACUAGAGAUGAUUUCUAUCUAAGUGUUGUACAGAUUGUUUGUCAAGCUAUUACUGUUGUAUACGAUUGCUUAAAAUAUUGGAAAAAGUCAGUUGUCCACUUGAAUUAUGAUACUUCACUCUUGGAUUUCAUAACAUUGAUAUCUCAAUGGUUUCAUUCAAAUGAAUCAAAGUUUAUGCCGUUAAAAUUAACUUCUCUUGAUAUCCUUUUAAAUGUAAUUAAUUUAACCUCACAAUGUACUGAUGUAUACAAUCGAUGUCAUAAUAUGAUUAUCAAUUUUUUAAAUAAUAUACAAACUACAGAAAAGCAUAUUCAUGAGUUAUUAUGCAUGACUAAUGAUUUUAAUUCCAAUGUACAUUCUGAAUAUAUUGCUGAUUAUUUUAUGUGUUUAUUUCAUAAAUUAUAUCAGUCAGAUCAAAGUUUAUUACAGCAUACACCACCACCACCAAUACAGGAUUCACCGUGUAUUAUAAACAAAGAAUUCCCGUAUUUGUUUGUUUUAUUGCAUUCUUUUGUAUCUCAGAGCAAAUGCUUAACUGUUGACGAAAAUACUACUACCACUACUAAUACUACUCCUCCUAAUACAUAUGCACUAGUUACUUAUCGUUCAUUUUUAUCAUUUAUGCAUAAUCAUGCAUUGUCCAUUUGUUCUGUAUAUAUGUUAAAUGAAUACUUUGUUCAAUGGAUUUUUGAUAUGUUGUUCGAAUUGUAUUUCUCUACUUCUUCUUUUAUCAUUUUUAAUCACUUCAAGAGCAACAACAAUAAUAAUAAUGAAUUACGUAAUCAUUUAUAUUUUAAGAUUAUUUAUGCCUUCUUAAUUGAUUUAGUUAAAAAGGAAAAAUUCGCAUGGUUAAAAGAUGUUUUGUUUAAGUUAACACGGAAUGAUAAUUCAUUUGUGAAAAAAACAAGCUUUUUACAUGAAUUAUGUCAAAUUCAUAAUGAUAUUAUUACUGCUCUUAUAAGUACCAGACGCUCAGAUUUAUGUUAUGCUAAUAUAAUUCUAAAUGAUCAUUUAAUGCAAAAUUUUCUGACUUGUUUGUUCAAUCAAAUCAAUACUGCUGAUAGUUGUUUAAGUAGUGAUUAUUAUCCGGAGUGUGCUCAUAACCUUUUGGAAUCGUAUACAAUACUGCUUGGAGUCAAAAUUCAAAUGUUGCACUCAAACAAAUUUUCGAUGAGUUUAAACUUUUGGCAAGAUUCACUCAAUACUGCGAAAGAUAUAAAAAGCCCUAAUUUCUUGUUAAGACGUUUAGUCAACAUGUUAACUAUGCCGUGGAAUCGUCCUUCACUAAAAUUCAGUGAUCACAAUCAAUUGUCCCUAAUUCAGGAGCACGAAAAAUUGCAAAGUUAUUUAACAGAUUUCACUAUUCAGUUGUUCUCUGAUGUAUUUAAUCAAUCAGAACACUUGUUGUACACAUCUCAGUUUAUCGGUCAGAAUAAGAACUUUGAUGAGGUCAAAUUCAUCUGGCAAUUGUUAGCCUAUCUAGUUAUGUUGUCUCGUUCAAAAUGGUGCGAACCACCACUGGUUAUACAAAAUGCCUCAAAACAAUUUCUGUGUAAACUUCAUACUUUGAACAAGUAUCUUAUCGAUUUUGGCAUGACAUUCAUCAACAAAGUUAUCCAGUCGGCAAUCUAUUAUUCUGUGAAUACUGAAUUCAAUUUGGAAGAUAAAGAUGGCUUCCGAUUGGAAGGUAUUCAAGAGUUACGUUCAUUAAUUCUACCGCCAAUUAUUGUUUUAAUUGAAAUGAUGCCGCAUAAAUCGGCUCCAUUAAAGAACAACAACGAUGAGAGUAAACGCAGCAAUGAUGAUGAUUAUGGUGAUGACAAUGAUAUAAUUAAUCAAUUAUUAAUUAUUAUGGUCAAUGCUUUCUCACAAUUAAAUCCAACUCUAAAAUCAUUUGGUUUCGAUUAUUUUUACACAUGUUUACCACACUUAACUCAAUUUGUAUUUUGUGAAAGUGUUUUAAUAACUACUGUAACUACUACUACUACGACUCAUACUGCUACUAGGAGCAAUACUCCUGCCACUGUCACUGAUACUAGUGCUAAUAUUCUUGAGAAAUCUGAAUCAACUUCUAGUGAACAAUUAUUGAGCAAGCAAUCAAUUACUCCCACUGAUAGUUAUUAUUUUGAUAAAUUAGCGUAUGCAUCAGAAUGUGAAUCAGUAUUUCGAUUUAAUCCCCAAUCUAUUCGGUUAUUAGUGUUUACAACAAGACUAUACAUACGCUUAACUUUGCAUAAUUUGCCACUGUUCACCAGCUGUAGCCAUUAUGCAUUAUCACCAGCAUUAUCAAAAACAGCCCCCACAGAGUCAUCGUGUAGAAAAGAAAAAGUCGGUGUAUCAACGGAGUGUGAAAAUCAAGCCUGGUCCAAAUGUCUAUCAAUGAUAGUUGCUAAUUUUUAUAGUAUAUUUAAUUCUCCUUUGCACGGACCACAUCCAACUGAAGAUAAAUACCUACAAAUUAACAUGAAUCAACUGAUUGAUGAAAUUUUACAAUUAAUGGCUUGUUUACUACACUGUUCAACUAUUCGAUUGGGUUGUUUAGAGUUGUUGAGGUGUCUCAUAUCACCAUUACGCUUUCAACCGAUUAAAUUUUGCACCGAUUACACCUAUCCACUUGGAACACUGAAUAUCAAAUUGUUAGGAAAUUUCAUACAGAUUAUCUUAAAGGAUAUAAGGAAACCACAAACUGACAAUUCGAGUAUUCAUCAGAAUGAUAGUGAGAAAACAGUAGCCAAGCGACUGUCUCCUUGUGUUACAAGUGAAAUGUUCAGUCUUCUGGUUGACUGGAUUCAAAGAAGUAGUGUUCUAAACCCAGUUAUAUUCACUACAUGGCCAAAAUUGUUUCCAACAAGUGGAGUACAGUGUGAUAAAAGCCUUCAACACAUUUGCAGCUGUAUGAUGAUGGUGAUAAUCUUUGCUCACAUGUUUACUCUUAUGCAAUUGCAUACGAUGAUCAGCAUGGCAAUAAUUAUACUAAAGUGUCAUAUGAUAAUUUCUUGA